Messenger RNA from Histoplasma capsulatum G186AR, 390 nucleotides. RefSeq lists its product as uncharacterized. The transcript has 3 exons. Bases 1 to 390 code for a protein of 129 amino acids. The record is from RefSeq and is a predicted model, not a curated record. NCBI's taxonomy places the organism in Eukaryota, Fungi, Ascomycota, Eurotiomycetes, Onygenales, Ajellomycetaceae.
AUGGCAGAUAAGUAUAUCCGACAUUUGCAUUCGUGGGCUAUGUCCAUCCUUCUCGCCCGAAUGUUCAAUGCUAAGCGGCCCCUGAGGCAUAUUCAGAGCUCUCGUCUAUGUGUUUCUGAGCAAAUACCCCGAUGCUGCGGCUGUAGAAUCAGACGAUUGACGAACGGGAUAAAGAGGAGGAUGGGAAGGAUGCUAUUUGACAAAAUCUGUACGCGCCAUGAGCCAUCUAAGGUAGUGAUGGACGAGAUUCGGAGCGUCCGUCUAGCACACUCUCGGGAUGCUGGCUGCCGCCGCGAGAUCCAGCUCGACAGACAACUACUCCGCAGGGACCCGGAUGAACUUGAAGAGAAUCGAUUCCAAAUCAAAAUGUGUUUGGAGGCAAUGGGUUGA